Melospiza melodia melodia is the source of this 5823-nucleotide messenger RNA. RefSeq lists its product as uncharacterized. The transcript is spliced from 2 exons. NCBI's taxonomy places the organism in Eukaryota, Metazoa, Chordata, Aves, Passeriformes, Passerellidae. Bases 1 to 1200 code for a protein of 399 amino acids. The record is from RefSeq and is a predicted model, not a curated record.
AUGCCGAUUUGUAGAGUGCUGUUGGAGUGUUUUAAACAAACUGAUAAUAAGAUCAACUUGGACUCGGAAAACAAAGCUUCUGGUUCUGUCUCAUUAAAUUCCAGUAAACCGGAGACUGUGUGUGUAUCAGAGAAUGUUACAAGUGUUGUUGCAAAUGCUGAAAGUAUUGCUUUGAACUCUGUUGAACAAAAUCUUUCUUCUCUUUCUCUGGGAAAAAAUGAGACUCUUUUGGACUUUUCUUUGCGUUGUUCUGUUAACGUAAAAAUAUGUGACUCUUGUAAGGGGGAUGGGACAAAAUGUGUAAAAGAUGGGAAUGAAAAGGUGACUGUACUUCCUAAAAUUGUUUGUGCAGGGACACUGAAACCUGAAUUGGAUUCUGUUGGGCCUGGGGUGGAGGCUGAGGUGGCUGCUUCCACUCGGGAAAUUGUGGUUCCGGGGAACUCUUUUUUAGUUAAGCAAAAACAUGGUUGUUCUGGUGUUGGUCAAUCUAUAGGUACAGAGAAAGAAGAAUUGGCUUUAAGGGUGGAGUCCUUUGAAAGGAUGGAUAACUCUGAAAAACCUGAAAAAACACGGGUUGAGUUUUUAAAAUGUCAUGAUCCUAAUUCUUGUAUUUUAAAACAAAACCAUGUAAAUUUAAAACCUAGAUCUGGGGACUCCCAAGCUGAGUUUUUCUUGGCAGGGAGACAAUGUGAAACUUGUAGUAAAGUAUUGAACUCAAGGUUAAAUGGCACUGUUGCCCGAAGAGAGGAACACGCCUCUGUCCUGGCCCCUUUGGGCCGGGCUUCAGAGGAGGCGUGUUGUUUGUGGGAGUCCACCCCUGCCUUUUAUGGCCGAGUUCCCAGAGUUCGCCAAGGAGUUGGCCAAAUUCCCAGAGCUGGCCGAGUUGGCAGAACUCCUGGACAAGAGUACAGUGUCCCUGUCAGGAAUUUGGAUUUGGGCAGAGGGCCUGGAAGGUUUGGAUUUAGUGAUUUCUCAGAAUCAGAAAAUAUAUUGAUUAGAAGUAAAGGUCAACCUGUCAUUGAUCGAAGUGAGAAUUUUGAUUUUCCAUUAAAUUUACCUGAUUGGUCAUACAUUAAUCAGAAACUGGAAAAAGAUUCGGAUUUAAAGGAACAAUAUCUUGCUUUACCAGUAAAAUGUGGAAGAAAUGACAGAAAUCCAAAAUAUGAAAGACUUGAUCAUCAUGAUAUAAAGGAGUUGUGACAGGCUUUGAAAGAGAGUGGAUUUUCUUCUCCCUAUUUUAAUAGUGUGUUGAAAAAUACUUUUAACUCUUAUGACUUAGUUCCUGCUGAUUGCAGGAAUGUGGCUUCUCUGAUCUUAACCAAUUCACAGUACCUACUAUGGGAAUUACAAUGGAAAAAACUACUUAACAAGUUGGUUGAAGGAUAUGCAAAUACUGAUUAUGCUAAUCUAGAUGUUGCUCAAUUAGCUGGUGAUUCACCUUACAAUAGGCCUGAAAAUCAAGCAGCUGAACUGCCUCGGCCUGUGUUAACAGACAUUAAAGAUGCUGCUAGAAAGGCCUUGCUUUCACUUGAGCCUUCGGGCUCACAUUUAAGCUCUUAUCCACUGAUCAAACAAGGUGAAACUGAAUCUUAUGGCUCUUUUUUGGAUAGAUUAACUCAAGCGGUUGAAAGGCAAUGUCCAGAUGAACAAGCCCACUCUUAUAUCAUUCAAAAUCUUGCUUCUGUAAAUGCUAAUAAUGAAUGUAGAAAAAUUAUUUUAGCUUUGCCUGAUCAGCCUCCAACAAUUACACAGAUGCUAACAGCUUGCAGUAGACUUAGGGGUUCACAAAAUGCUGCAAAUUCACAGGUCAAUGCUUUGGAAAAAACACUGGAACAUAAUUUGACACAAUGAAUGGAUAAAAUUGAAAAGCUUUUAGAAAAACAAGAAAAACAUUGGGAAAAUUCUGUUAAUGCUGUACAAGUGGACUCUAACAAAAAGCCUGUCUGCUUUGGUUGUGGUAAACUAGGGCACCUUAAAAAGGAUUGUUGUGGGACAUCAAAUCAAAUUUCUAUUUGCCCUCGAUGCCGAAAAGGAAGGCAUCUUGCUAAAUUCUGUCACUCACUAUUUGAUAUCAAUGGCAACCCACUGUCAUUAAACUUCAAAAACAGCGCGUUCCACUGCGCUCAGACACAACUUGUGGUACCCACUGGCAAUGGGUGAAUAUUCCCACUGGGCUGGUCAUGUCACAAAAGGAUUGUCAUCUGUAAAGAUUUCAAUCAAAGUGACUUUUUACGUGUCAUAGGAUGUGAUUGUCAUGAUAUAUAUGAACUGCUAAUGUCUUGUUGUACAAGUUUUGUCCUCAGUUCACAGAAUUUUCCAGGAUUCAAGAUUCUACUACUACAUGGAUGAUCUGCUCAUCACAGCCUCAACACAGACAGAGAUGCAGCAAACCUGUGCUGGUGUUGGGACUGAAAUCCAAAAGUGCUGGACUUGACAUUUCUACAACUAAAUUCCAAGGAUGCAACAAAGAUUCAAGACUGAGACAUCAUCUCUUCAAAGAAGACCAUCAACUCUUCAAAGAAGACAACCUCAUCACUGGACUCCGACUGUGGUUCGAGUGUUGGAAUUAAAUGGGUUCCUGCCAAAAACGUCAAACCGUAUCGCACUUCAGAACCUGUUGUCGAGCCUAGAACUGAGGAAGCGAGUACGCAGACGUGGACCGAAUGGAAGGAUCCCGGGUCUCGCCUGACGCCUCUUGUGCCUGACGUUCUUUGUGCAUCGGUGGAACCCAUGAACUCUGAUUUUGUGCCAAUGUUAUUUAUGAGUAUACGAAUUGAAUGCUGAAUGUUUGUUUAACAAAGCUAAUUUUUGGCUGAAAAUUUAGGUUGUUGUUUUUGUUUAGAAAGAAUUCUGCCAAAACUUAGUUCUUGAAAGAGAUGGGGCAGAAUCAAAUGGUAUACUUGUUUGAUUGUUUGAUUUUAAUUGUUUUUUGUCGUGCAGAUUUGCCUGUGGAUCAACGAAAAACGAAUGUUUGGGUGACCUUAGCCAAGGCUGCCGGAUCGGAUACUAUAUGUCUGUCUAAUUCGGAACCAGAAAAGCCUUUUUCAACCUGUCUGGUUGGUGUGCCAGUGAAAGAGUUUCCUUUGGUCAAAAAACCAAAUCUACUGAUAAACCAGGUGGAAUUGACAAUGGAAACAGUCCUUCCUUCAAUUGGAACAUUUGGUCCAAAAAACUCCUUAGGGCAGCAUCUGAAUCUCAAGAAUUGGAAAUCCUUGGUUCUUUGACCAUGGAUUUUUGUUUUACUUUCAUGACUCGUGCCUGGCGAAAAGGUGAUCCCCCAAAGUUCAGUGUUACUCCUCAUUAUUUUGCAUAUAAAAAUUUGAGGUUUUGGUGUAAUGUUUCAAACAGUUGGGAUGUGGUUCCAGAGACGGAUCAAUAUCCAUGGCAAUUGCCAAAAAGGUAUUGGUUCAUUUGCGGAGACAGAGCUUGGCAAGGCAUUCCAGCCCACCUUGAAGGUGGCCCUUGUAGCAUUGGUAUGCUCACCAUAAUUGCCCCCACUGCCAAAGCAGUGAUGAAAAAGAAACAAAGGAAAAGAAGAGCUGUUCCUCAUUAUGAUGAGAACUGUCAGAGUGAUUUUAUGCCUUGGAAUGCCGCCAGAAGGGUUUCAGCAGGCAUAUUUCUACCCCAAUUGGCGUCAGCUGUGGCAUUGAGACAAUUAGAUCGAGUUGGAUGUUGGCUGAGCAAACAAGCUAAUGCCACAUCCUCUGCAAUCAGUGAUAUGUUGACCGAUGUUGAUAGUAUUAGACAUGCUACUCUUCAAAACAGAGCAGCCAUUGAUUUUCUUUUACUGGCACAAGGACAUGGUUGUGAGGAAUUUGAAGGAUUGUGUUGUAUGAAUUUGUCUGAUCAUUCUGAAUCCAUUCACAAAAGCAUUCAAAAAUUAAAGGAUCUGACAGCCCAAAUUAAAGAAGAUGGAGGUUCCUGGCUGGAUGAUUUGUUUCAAAAUUGGAGUUUUGCACCUUGGCUAAGGCAACUUUGCAAGAUAGGUCUUUACGUAUUAGGUGUUCUAAUACUGAUAUUGAUAGUGGUACCUUGCAUACUCUGUUGUGUUCGGCGAAUGAUGAACAAAACAGUCCGAGAAGUUUUUGUCAUUCAAGCAGGAGAAGUAGGAAGUAGAAGCACGGAGAGUGUACGAAAUCUCACAAAAGCGGUAGAUGAAGGUAUUGACAUGAACGAAGGUUUUGAAUUAAGGCCUUGGAAUCGACCAGAGUUUUUGGAACGAUAACUUGUGACUGUUGCCAAACGUGAUUCAUAUCUCUCUUUCAGGGAUUGAGUCUUCACAGCAUGAAGUUGCUGUGCCGUAAUAUAGCAAUGCUUCAGUUCAGUAAAAAUAGGUCUUCAACAGAUAAUAAGCAGAAAUUUUGCAAUAGAGCUAUGAAACGCAAGUAGCAAGCGACAAGAAAAUGAAAGCUUCUGGGUCAAACAGAGAGGGGGAAAUGUUGGAAUCCAUAAGGUUAGAGGAUUUUUAAGAAAUGGUUAAAAAAAGUAUGUAGGCCUUAGAUUGGAGUUUUGUUAGCAUUGCAGAAAAGUUUCCCAUGCAAGCAGAAAAGUUUCCCAAGCAGUAGACGUGACAAAUAACAAUAGGCUUCUGUAGAAUUGGCUUUAGGAUGGCAACAAGGUUAUUUAAUGUAUAUCUUUAGAAGGUUAGCAUGAAUAGGACUUUGUUCUUUGUCUCUUAUGAACUAGUCUUUGUUUUAACUAUCAUUGCGUGUGCUUUGUGGGAUUGGAUAGAAUGCUUGUCAAUGCGUGUUUUCUGUGUCUGAUUGGCUGAAUUCUGGUCUGAGAUGAUUUUAUGUAUUUCUGUACCAGCGCUGCUGGAGGAGACUUUUUUUUGGUGUGGAUCAGUGAGCUGUCAUGUCUCCAUUUUGUAUUUUGAGACUGAUGUGCUGGAAAUAAAAGCAAAAAUCUCUUCACUGCUCUGGUUACAAUGUUAUCCAUAUUUGGAUAUUUUGCCGCGGCCUAGUGGGUUCCUUUUUUAAGGCGUGGGUUCCUGACACAAUUGGACUUAUACCUAUCCUGUCCCCCGCAACUUUGACUGUUUUGGUUGGAAUGUUUUCACAUGAUAAUCCCUUUUCAGCAUCAAGGGCAGAUAGAAAAUUGAUUUGGUGGAAAUGUUGUCACACAGCAAUCCUUUUUAAGGUGACCCGGUUUACCACAAGCAAAGAAGGAAGGCCUUUUAUCAGAGUCCAACCGCACAGUGCUAACAGAAUUUUCCCAAUUUUUUUCUUCUUUUUCUAAAAGCUUUUCAAUUUUAUCCACUCAUUAUGUCAAAUCAUCUUCCAGUGUUUUUCCUAAAGCAUUUUGACCUGACAAGAGAGAGGGGGAGUUGUUUGGAUCCAUAAAAUUAGAGGGUUUUGAGAAAAUUAUAAAAAAGACAGGCCUCAGACAGCAGAUUUGUGAACAGUGCUAAUGCAGCAGAAAAAGUUUUCUAAGCUGUAGGGCAGAUGUGUGAAAUAGAAUAAGCCUCUGUGAUUUGCCCUUUGAGGUUGCAACAAGUUUAUUUAAUGUAUAUCUGUAGAAGGUUAAUAUGAAUGAGUUUCUGUGCUUUGUCUCUCAUAAACAAGCCAUUGUGUUAAAGAAUAAGUCUCUAUUGUGUUAACUACAGUUACGUGUGCUUCAUAUGAUUGGAUAGAAUUAUUGUCAAUUUGUUGUUUCUCUAUGUGUGAUUGGCUGAAACUUGGACUGAGAUGGCUUUAUGCUAUGCUGUAGCGUUACAUUUCCUGGGCAUUCCAUUUGAAUCAGCGAGCUGUUCACAUCUGUUGCCUCCGUUGUCCUAACAAUGUACUGAGACUGAUGUUUGAAAUAAACAGCUCACGGCACUGA